Molecule: messenger RNA, 1921 nt
Organism: Pocillopora meandrina
Lineage: Eukaryota; Metazoa; Cnidaria; Anthozoa; Scleractinia; Pocilloporidae
Source: the annotation of a GenBank genome assembly
AUGCUGUAUGAAUGCCAGCACGAUGGCGUUCGUGCCAAAGGAAGAUCCCAAAGGUACGCACAGUUCGCUUAAAAUAAUUUAAUGACCAUUCUUAUUCAUAUUUUUGGUAGACGUGAGCCAAAACGUCUGCUGGUACCCAGGCUAGAAAAAGCCAAGUCAAGUCAAUCUUUUGACUACGAGUUAAUUUAGUAUUAUCAACUAUGUUGCAAACGUAAAUUAGCCCCCGUAAAGGGUAAAAAAGCUGACGUUUCGAGCGUUUGACUACGAGUUUGUUAUUUUACUCUAUUAUUUUUGGUAACUUGAUAGUUCAAUUUUUUGAAACGUGAACCAAAACGUCUGCUUGUAAAGUUCUUUAAGUCUUUCACUACUGAGGUAAUAUAAAAUAGAAUUAGCAUGCUCUCGCAUUUCAUUUCGUGAGAUGGUUGAUUGUACAAGGGACCAGGGAGAGUACGAUUUCAGGGGGAGGUGGAGGUUUUGUUCGAUUCUCGUAUUUCAUGUAUGUGACAUGUUGUCGUCUCGCCUUAUUUUAGAUAUUUAUGCCUUCUUUUAGAUUGUUUGCGAGUGGCUGUAGAUGUUUUUGAGGUGGUUUUUGAAAUUUUUGAGGUAGCUGUAGGUAGUUUUAGGUGGUUUUAGGUCGUUCCAUGUUUUAGUAUUUCCGGGUUACGUCAACCUUCCCCAUUCCCCGUUUCUCUGGGCUAGUUUAGAGUGUAGAUGUUUGAGCUGCACCUGUCCUUCACUACUGCACUCGUUAGCAUAGUAAGUAAGGCGCAGUAAACGGUUUUCUUCAAUACUUUCAACUAAUUCACAGUCAGGACGAGCAUCGGAGACAGAUUCCGAGUAAAUGUUUUCUAAAAUCUCUCGACGCCCGUCGACAGAUCUCUGUCAUUAGGCGGAAUCCGCAACAGUCGAGAUCACGAUGGCGAGGAGAACAACACAUAGACCUCUUAAUGAGGUAAGCGUCUAUCGAAGCACGUCUAAUUCUGAGCUACAGGCUGACUGAAAGCUCUUGAUUUUUUUCACGCACACAAAUAGGCUCAAGCUUUCGCUAGUAUUCACAUUCAGUUUGGUUCUUUUGAAGCUAAAAAUAUUUUGAAAUCGACCGCGAGUGACAACAUACAGCCAUGUUCGUCUGAUUAGUUCUGCAUCUUUCACCUGACAACAGAGUGUGUUUACCACAUUUGUUAUCUCUGUCUCACUGAUCUUCUGCUUUAUGUAAAACCGUCCGAAUAUAUUCAUGUAACAAGGAUGGGAACAUACUCAAAAGAUCACUGGUGUCUUACGAGCAGUUUUUGUGGUGGAUUCUUUUCUAGAAAUGGUCUAUAACGACAAGGAUUUGCUUAAAACCCGGUAUGCUUUGUCUCUGCAAAAAAUCUUUUAUCUCCCGUACCUCUUCCUUAACCUGAAGACUACUUCUCAGUCAUUAACGCUUUAAUUUGGCUGGAUUUAUUUCUAUUUGCUGUUCUUCAGCAGCCCCAUGGUGAGAAGUAUAUGUAAGCAAGGCAGCAAUAACUGUGCUAGACUAUGAUGGAUUUGGCCUCCUUUUUAGAACUCAUACCAUGUACAUGUACUCUAAUCUGAACAUCAUUUUGAAAGCGUGUGUUUGUUCGUUACUUUGUUUCAAUGUUUAUCUUUAGUCGAAAGCCUGUAGAUCAGCGGUAGAGUUAGGACGGUUACGAAACCAAUCUAUUUUGGCAUCAGAUCAAUUGAUGUGUCUGAAAGUUCUGCAGCUGAUGGAAGAAAUGAGAAAUUUUCUAGUUGAAGUUUUCAAGCUUUAUUUGAGGCAAAGGAGUGGCAUUGUUUUACCCUUGAGGCAGGACUUCAUCCAAGACCGAGUACUGCAAAACACUACUGGCUUAAUUAGGGUUGGCAAGGUAUUUUUUUUAUCCAGGUUUAUUUAUUUUCAUCUACCUUUUUAUACUAG